UUUGACCAUGAAUUCAAUGCUGGAUUUUACGAUGAAGAUAAAUGGAUCGUAAGUGUAAUUAUAGAAACCAACCCAGAAUCAAAGUUGCGUCCAAAAUGUCUUGAUGUUUAUGUACGUGCGGUAGAUCCUAGUGAAAUAAAGCAUUCCUAUUAUGUGUCAGCCUUCGCUGUUGGUCCAUAUAAUAGUCGUUUUCAGGUGUUUUCGAAAAUUGGUCGAGGAGGUGUAAGCCCUGACUGUAAGAAUCUUAUAGACAUGGAAAAUUCGAUUGGAUCUGGAUUUCCAAUCAAAACGUUACCUCCACAUGAAAGUUAUUAUAUUCCGAAUGGUACGCUGACGCUGGAGAUAGAAAUCACCUCCUACUGGGAUACGAAUCCAUGCUUUCCUGGUCAUCCUCACAGAGUACCUAAUAUAGACAGUUAUGUACCUGACUCACUCUUAGAACUAUACCAAACCAGGAAUGAUGAUGGUGAUGUUAUUAUAAAAGUUGAGAAUAAUGAAUUUAAAAUUCAUAAAAAUGUAUUGGAGACUCGAUGUCCUGUACUAAAUGAACUGAUCGACGAGAGUAAUCUACUAGCUCUUGAGGAUAUUAAACCUCAAGUAUUUGAGAUGGUAGUAGAAUAUCUCUAUACAGGAUACGUCAGUAAUACUAAUGAUCAACUUGUUGACAAUGCUGAGUGCUUAUUAGAAGCUGGUCACCGAUUUCAAUUAGAAUAUCUGCAUAAAACCUUUGGCUGA
Messenger RNA from Cotesia congregata, 735 nucleotides. NCBI's taxonomy places the organism in Eukaryota, Metazoa, Arthropoda, Insecta, Hymenoptera, Braconidae. The record is from the annotation of a GenBank genome assembly.